Drosophila hydei is the source of this 3781-nucleotide messenger RNA. It is a transcript of the gene tara, whose product is annotated as centrosomal and chromosomal factor. The record is from RefSeq and is a predicted model, not a curated record. Bases 213 to 2966 code for a protein of 917 amino acids. Gene Ontology annotation, molecular function: transcription regulator activity. NCBI's taxonomy places the organism in Eukaryota, Metazoa, Arthropoda, Insecta, Diptera, Drosophilidae. The transcript has 3 exons. Gene Ontology annotation, cellular component: nucleus.
UAGAGCCAUUUUGAUAUCGAGCCUUGUUCAGUUAGUUGUGUAUUCAAAAUGUGGAGCUGUUGCUACCAAUUGCAGCAGCAGAGGCCGCACUAGAAGGGCCUGCUGCACCUGCUCCCACAAUUAGCCAAUCUACAGCAACUACAACAACAGCACAAAAAGGCGCCAAAAAUCAAAGAAUUAUUACAAGCAAGGAAUUCCCCCGACUAACUGCAAUGAAAACAAUGAAAAUGUGGACCGAUGCCAAAAACGUUAAUUCAGCAAUGGGUCUUCAAGCAACAGCCGCUACCAAGCGGAAGCAUGAGCUGACCUUUGACAGCAAGGAUGCAAAUACCACGUACACUGGCAACUGUGCCCCGCCCCCGGUGAAGGCCAACAAAUGGGCCAUCAACAACAACAACUACCUGGAAUCGCUCGAGGAGCAGCAGCAGCAGCAAAAGACGCCCACGGAACAGCUCACGGAAUCCAACAACAACAACGUGGAGCCCGCGAAGCCAGCGCAUAGUAUUAUUAGCAACGGUGACGAAGUUACUAGCAACAACAACAGCAGCAGCAGCAACAUCAAGAGUCCCGCGGAGGUGCCGCUGCCACCCACAGCGAGUGCCGCGAUACCCGAGGACAACAUCGCCAAGCUCGAGGUGGUUGCCGCAGUGCCCUGCGAGCCUUGGGCAACGGCGGCGUCACCCGUGGCAGCGGCCAACAGCGAGCCCGUCGACUGCAUCUCCAAGCUGCAGGCGGUGGCCGUGCCGAGCGAUCCCUGGGGCAGCAUAGCCACGCGCUCGACGCUAGCCACCACGCUGCUCAGCGCCGACGAGCUGGACGACGACGACGAUGACUUUGAAGAUGACUACGAGGAGGAGGAGAGUAUUAUACCCACCUACUGUCCCAUUCGCUAUCAUCCGUUUGCCCAGCAACAGCAGCAGCAGCAGCAGCAGCAACAGCAGCAGCAGCAGCAGCAACAGCAGCAGCAGCAGCAGCAACAGCAGCAGCAGCAGCAACAACAUCAGCAACAGCAGCGCAGCUACCCUCCCGGCUAUGGCAGUCGGCCCUCCUACUACUCGGAGCCGUUCCCGCAGCAGAAUUGCUCGCGUACCGGCAGCCCGCAGCAUAUGACGCCGCGAGGCUUCGCACCGCCUCAGUGGACAACGACAGGCGCCGCAGCUGGCGCCGGCUCAGCCGGAGCGACAAGCGGUGCCGCGGCCACGCCCAGCUCUGCGCAGCAGCAGCAGCAAUUCUAUGAGAAUGGCGGCGGCGUGGGAGUCGUCUACGCGCAGCAGGCACCACAGCAAACCAUACGCUGUGCAGAGAACGGCAAGUCCUAUUUGGAUCUGGGCUGCAGCAGUGUGGCCACAGCCACGCCAACGAGCGCGCUGCCCAGCAGCAAUGGAGUCGCCGCGCCGGCUCCGUUCGUGGCUGGUGGGCUGCCGCUGCCGCUGCACGGCCUGCCGCUGAAGCGCUGCUGCGACGGACGUGGCGGCUGGUGCAGUGCCAAUCGCAGCUGCUACAAGGACACGCGCCUGAAGAUCCGCAAUCUGUCCAUGUUCAAGCUCUCACGCUUUCGCCAGGUGUCGGAGCAGUCGCUCUACCGCUCGGUGCUCAUCUGCAACACGCUGAAGCGCAUCGACCGAGAGAUCGAGGCGGAGGCCAAGGAGCUGCAUCAUGCGGCGCAGCAGCAUCAUCAGCAGGCAGCAGCCGCAGCAGCUGCUGCCGCCGCGCAGGCAGCUCAAUAUCAUCCGGCCUAUCAGCAGCAGCAGCAGCAGCAGCAGCAACAGCAGCAGCAACAGCAACAGCAGCAGCAGCAGCAGCAGCAGCAGCAACAGCAGCAGCAGCAGCAGCAGCAAGUUCCCCCAGCGCCGCUGCAUCAUCAAGACUACGCGCCUGUGCUGAACUGCGCUCGGCUGGCCAACAUGGAUCACUAUCAGCAGCUGGCGCAGGCGCCUAGCUUUCAGCCGCAAGCGCCGCUUGGCUAUCACGAGCGGCUGGAGGCGCCGCCGCCGCCAUACAGAUCGGCAGCUGCUGCAGCUGCUCCUGGUGGCUUUCCAGUGGCCCAGCCUGGACAUGUGGCAGCCGUCUCGGCGACCAGCAAUUGUGAUACGUCGUGCAGCACCACGCUACAUCCCUACGAUCACUAUCCCUUCCGGGAGUCGCAAUCGGGCCGUGCCACGCCCUUCCCCACCUGUCAGACGACAGCGACAGCAGUCGCAGUCGCGGCUGCAGCAGCAGCCGCUGCACCGCCCGCUGCUAAUGCGGCGAGCAGUGCUAGCGUCAUCCCUGCCAUCGUCAGCUCCAGCAGCAGCAGCAGCAACAACAGCAGCAGCAGCGCAGCCGCCCCAGCGACAGCGGGUCCGGCCGCGCCGUGCUCGAGCGCCACCUCCACCAGCAGCAGUAGCAGCAGCAGCCCCAGCAGCGCCGCAACGAGCGCGGUCAGCGCCUGUGACUCAAGCGACUCGGGCUAUGCGGACGACGAUUCGACGCGCUCCAUUAACUGGAGCUCGGUGCUCAGCCUCAGCUCGCAGUCGGCGCUGGAUCCGCUCAACAACAACGAUCUGUUCAACAUACUCCCAGCCGCCGCCACGCCCACAGCGGUGCCCGUUUGCAUAGCGAGCAGUGGCUCCACUCUAGCGUUCAGCGGCAGCUUCACCACGGUGCAGGCGAGCGCCAGCCAGAGCAGCAGUCACUCCUCGGCCUCGUCCACAACGGCCACGUUCACUACUCUGUCGACCAUCUCCUCCGCGACGCACUCGCUGACAUCCUCUUAUGUGAGCAGCAUCAGCUCGAACGUGUCGGCAGGCGCGAACACGUGGGAAUACGGAUUCCUGGACAUGGAGUUCGGUCUCGGGUCGGAGUUCACCGAGCUGGUGCCCAGCUGCAAGCUCAGCUCCGACGAGCUGUUCAAGAGUGGCUUAAGCGCAACGGUCGUUAGCUCCAACGAGCUGGAACAGCCCGCUCACAUUAUGGUCGGCAGUUAGUAUCAGUUGUAGGUGUUUGAUUGCGCCGGAGACAUCGGCUGUGGCAGCCGCCGGGCUUAGCGUGCGGGUCACGCCUGUCCAGGUGGCGCCACAGCCCAAUUCCAAGCAGUAUUCAAUAUGUGUAAUUGUUGUAGCAAAGAAAUGAAACAGAAAUACUGUUAACGUAAUUUCGAAUUAUGCUCAGGUUGUGAACGUGCAUGUUGCCCCGUCCCUCCCCCUAACACUUCCCCCCAUCCGACCACCCCCUAUAAAAAGCCGCCCAAUCCGUUUUUACCUAAAAGCCCAGACAACAAGCAAUCGCCGACAGGGGGCGCUAGCAGAGAUAAUUGCAAUUGUAUUGAAAAUGAGAAAAAAAAACUAAGAGAAGAAAAUGGUAUGACAAAUGAAAACUAUUAGCAAAUUUUUUUAAGUGUAAAUAUUGUAAAAUGUCAAAUGUAAUGAAGAGAACAACUUCUAGCAUCUAAGUUAAAAGCAAAAACAGAAUUAUAUAUACAUAUAUAGUAUAUAUAUGAUAAAUAUAUCUAUAUUAGCGCGUAUGACAUGUAACUUUAGCUUUGUUAGUUGCAAUUGUUGCAGUUUUUCGAUUUCACACUCACAUACACACACUUACACUCACGCAAAAACACAUACACACAAUAAGAAAUUGGAAGAAUAUCAAUUUUGCAGAAAAACAAAUCACAGCAAAUAAUAUUUGGUAGACAAAAACUACAUAAAAACAACAAGAACAUGAAGCAAAAUCGAAAAACGUUUACUAUAUUGUAGCCAUAAGUAUUAUUAUUUAUAUACAAAUGCAAACAAAACAAAAAGAUAAAUGA